GUUUCACUUGCUGCAAUUUGAAUAAACUUAUCACAAGAAGGCAUCGUAUUCAGAUGUUUGUGCGCUUUGGUCUAGUAGUGGGGGAGGGUUUUUGAGAAGCCACCAGGAUAUGCCUUCCCUUACGCACUCUACAGCGGCAGAGCUCUCCCCAAAUACAAAAUGCAGCUUGUAAUUCUACGAAGGGAAAAAAUAUAUAGAUAUAUAGAUAGUGUGCAGUGAACCCUGUAAACGUCUUUGCUUUGAAAUACAAAUUCGAGGCCCAACUGUCCAAAAACCAAUCGAGAAUAAACCCAGCAUCAUCACUUUCCUGAACUCGACUGAAGAGAAAUUUUUUUUUAUUUUUUUAAUUUUUUAAUUUUUAUUUUUGGAGUAGGAGUUUGCAGUUUAUGUGCGUUUACUCUUAAUUAUGUUAACAAUUGGGAUUGCGUACUUGACCUCUGGAUGGUGCUGGAAAACCUGGUUGUGAUAAAAUUUCCACCACCACUCAUUCGAUAAAAUGCCCCACUGACUGAAUCUGAGCUUUGAUGUUACAGGUUUGAUUUCAAAGAAGAAAGCAAAGAACCAACUUGCAGUUAUUUGGGAAAUAAGCGAUGAUCUUCUGGAUUCUGGGAAGGACUAUCACAUUGUAAAGGACUUUUCGAUGGCCUACAAACAUGUACAAAAACUUCUCUAUGCCCCAUUGCAUCUUAAUCACAAGCCAAGUGGAGUGUGGCAUUAUCACUACUCAAAGGAAUCCCAUGAGGAGAUUUUGCCUUCUGAUUGGUAUGUGAAGGCAUUUCCGAAGAUAACAAGAUUGUCCCACCAGCUGAAAGACGUGGAUUUGAUUGAUGGAAGACUAGUUUACAUAGAUGAUAAUUCAAGAAUCAUUGAUGAUCAAGUCAAAGAAAGAAUGUAUGCUUUCAAGUCACUGGCUAGGGCAUUCCUAGGGUCUGCAUCAAUGCAGGAAUCACUGAACAAUGUGAUGUCCUCUUCCGCAGGUGGAGAAUGUUCUCCAGUUGUUUGUUUCAAUAAACAGAUUGAAAGAGAGCCCAUUACUAUAAAGUCACUCACCAAAGUGUGCCACUUUCUAAACAUUUCUGCACAACAAAGGAAGUUUGUGCGUCUCACGAUAUGCCCACAGGUCACACAACACCGGGUAUGGACAGGAGCACUAGAGGAAAUACUAAGGGGCUUGAAAUCUGAUAUGGAGUCUUUGAAUCAUCAGUUGUUCAGCCAAGGUACCCAGAUGGGUCACCAAAUACUCUCUAGCUGUCUAAAGUUUUUGGAUGACAAAGCCAUUUCCUAUGACCCUGACUCCACUUCGUGGAUGCGCCUUGCACCUGCCAAAAUAGUUGAUUCCCCUGCUAAUAAAUGGGAAGAAGUUCUUGAUAUGUUUAAUGAUCUCAUCAAAUCUUUAAGAAAUGAAGAAGAGUUACAGUUUCAUGUGUCAAAGCUUGAGGUCAUGAAAGAAGGGCUUGCUCAGAUCAAGGAUGUGUUAAUAGAUAGAAAUAUUGGGUACAAGGAGGCUCGACAUCAAGAGAGCCUAGUGCAAAAGAAGCUUUCCAAGACAUUAGGUCAUUCAUCCAGAUGUUUGUUCACACUUCUGCAAUAUUACCUCUGUGGCAGUAUUACAGAUAUUGAAGUAGAAAUAUGUGGCGGGGUUUAUGGGGUAGGGAUGGAUAGGUAUUGCUUGUGCAUGGGAAGGAUUUUAACUUCUAACCAGGAGAAGAUGGUUUUGAAUGGGGUUAAGCAGUUGGACAGGGCUCUAGGGCUUUUCAAGUUUAUAUGGGAGACAGCAAGGAUGAAAGGAGUUUUAGAGCUGCAAGGCCAUUUAUGGUGCGUUGGUGCGGAGAAGAAGACAAUUGCAUAUAAAGGAAAUAAGUUUUUUGUACAUGCAAUUACUCUCUGAUCAAAGGACUGCAGGAUGGAGUUCGAAGAGCAUUUUACUAUUAGACAAUGGAUGAUGAUCACUGAAAGCUAGUAAAAAAUCCAGGUCAACUAUUGGAAGCUAAAAAUCGACAUUACUCUGUAAUCUGGGCGUAACUUUCUCAUCCAAGCUCCAAUCGAGACAAUUCAAAAUUCUGGGGAAAGCUAAAGAAGUGCUCUAUGACUUUCAUGUUUUGAGUUUUGAGAGAUACGUACUUUAGGAAGGUCAAAAUCCCUUUUAUUCGCUGGCAAAGAACAAAAGAAGAAAAAAGAAGAAACAAUACAAGAAAAAAAAUAUAAAAAAAUAAAUAUUUUGGUU
Messenger RNA from Malania oleifera, 2224 nucleotides. RefSeq lists its product as uncharacterized. The transcript has 2 exons. NCBI's taxonomy places the organism in Eukaryota, Viridiplantae, Streptophyta, Magnoliopsida, Santalales, Ximeniaceae. The coding region runs from base 641 to 1888 and encodes 415 amino acids. The record is from RefSeq and is a predicted model, not a curated record.